AUGUCAUCAACAAAAGAAAACAUACUUCUCUUCCCAUUCAUGGGACAAGGCCACAUGAUCCCUUUCUUGACAUUAGCCCUCAACCUUGAACAAGAGAAAGGUUAUGCCAUAACUUUGGUGAAUACUCCAAACAACAUCCUAAAGCUUCAAUCCUAUCUGCCACCAAACUCUUCGAUUCGCCUCCUUGAAAUCCCUUUUGAUAGCGAAAACCAUGGCCUCCCUCUAAACAAUGAAAGCAUGGAUACUCUUCCUCCUGAUCUCAUUCUCAAAUUCAUCGAAUCUUCUCGAUCGCUUAAACCCGCUUUCGAAAAAUUGAUCUCUGAUCUUGUUCAUGAACAGACUAGUUCUUCACUUACCUGCAUUAUCUCUGACUGGAUGCUCUCUUGGUCUGUUGAAGUCGCACACAAAUUUGGCAUUUUCCAUGCAAUCUUCAAUGUUAUUGGGGCAUAUGGUAUGGCAGGGUACCAUACAAUGUGGUUAAAUCUCCCUCACUUGAAGCAGAAUGCUCCUGAAUUUCCCCUGCCCAAUUUUCCCAAAGGUUACAGUUUUCUUUUUGAUCAGCUGCCUCCCCUGAUUAAGUCAGCUACAGCUAUUUGGGAAUUUGUGCAGAACACAUUUCAUGAAUGGUCAGAGACUGAUGCAAUGUUGUUCAACACAGUUGAGGAUAUCGAUCAAAUUGGAUUGACAUACUUCAGGGAACAAUAUUCUUGGCCAAUUUUCUCUGUAGGACUGAUUAUUUCGCCUCCAGGAAGCCGAACAAGACGCGCGAAAGAAGCAGAAACAAACUCCAAAAUCUGUAAGCAAUGGCUUGACUCAAAACCUGCUAACUCUGUUCUGUAUGUCGCAUUUGGGUCUCAAAACACGCCUUCAGCCCGACAAUCGAAACAGUUGGCAGAGGCAUUGGAGGCAAGUGGAGUAAACUUCAUAUGGGCAGCUAGACCACCUUCCGGUUUUGCAACAGAGUCAAACAGUAAUGAUGAUGUUGAUAAGACUUGGCUGCCAGAAGGAUUCGAAGAUCGAAUCCAUCGGAGCAAUAAAGGGUUGCUGAUUUUUCAAUGGGCACCACAGGUGGAUAUAUUAUCUCAUGAAUCAGUUGGUGGUUUUUUGAGUCAUUGUGGAUGGAACUCAAUUAUUGAAGCACUUAGCAAUGGGAUUCCAAUUCUGUCAUGGCCAAUGGCUGCAGAACAACCUUUCAAUGCUAAAUACUUGGAGGAAGAAUUGGGAGUUGGAAUUGGAUUUGCUAAUGGAAAGCAAUGUGAACUUCAGCCUGAAGAAGCUGCUGAGAAGAUUAAAGUUGUUAUGAUUGAGGCUCUAGGGGAGAAAAUGAGAUCAAAUGCUUCCAAGAUCAAGGUGGUGAUUGAGAAAGCGUGGAAUGGCUGCGACGGUCAUACGGCGCCUUCGGACGCAGCAUUGGAUGACUUUCUGAGUUUUGCAAUGCAGAGGAAAGAAGCAUGA
Molecule: messenger RNA, 1455 nt
Organism: Oldenlandia corymbosa var. corymbosa
Lineage: Eukaryota; Viridiplantae; Streptophyta; Magnoliopsida; Gentianales; Rubiaceae
Source: the annotation of a GenBank genome assembly